Cydia strobilella is the source of this 5290-nucleotide messenger RNA. It is a transcript of the gene Fur1, whose product is annotated as furin-like protease 1. Lineage: Eukaryota; Metazoa; Arthropoda; Insecta; Lepidoptera; Tortricidae. The record is from RefSeq and is a predicted model, not a curated record. Gene Ontology annotation, molecular function: serine-type endopeptidase activity. Gene Ontology annotation, cellular component: trans-Golgi network; Golgi membrane. The transcript has 17 exons. Bases 205 to 3357 code for a protein of 1050 amino acids. Gene Ontology annotation, biological process: peptide hormone processing.
AGAUCACAAGCCAGUCAGCAUCACGUGUCGUGCGCGGUGGUCGUGUCGCUCCCGCUCGCAGCCCAAUUCACGCGUCGCUUGACAGUUGUGCAAAAUAAUGAACCACAGUGACAGUGUAUAGUGGAAAGCUCUAUUUUAACCUUGAAAACCUUCUAUAAACUUAAACUCUGUGUGUGCCAUGCUGAUAAGUACUAGAUAAGUGCUAUGUGGUGCGUGCUGGUGCUAUCUCUGUGGGUGGUGGGCGCGGCGGCGCACUACACCCCGACCUGGGCGGUGCACGUGCCCGGAGGGCCCGCCGCCGCCGAUGCCGUGGCCAGGGACCAUGGCUUCGUCAAUCUUGGAGAGAUCUUCGAUAACCACUACCACUUCCACCACCACUCGGUGGCCAAGCGGUCGCUGUCGCCGUCGCACGACCACCACGGGCGCCUCGAGGGAGACACGAGGGUGCGCUGGGCGCGACAGCAGAAAGCGCUGUCGCGGAAGAAGCGGGACUUUGUAGUGUUCAACACCUCUUCCACAGUCAGGACGUACGUCCCAUCGCCGUCAGCGGCGACGAAGAGAGAAGCAGGGAACAAGAGGGAAAUACCAGCCAGAGUGAAGGGUCGGCCGAGAGCCGCCGACUCCAAGUUUCAACUCAACGACCCAAAGUGGCCACACAUGUGGUAUCUAAACCGAGGCGGCGGUCUCGAUAUGAACGUGAUUCCGGCGUGGCGGGAAGGAAUCACGGGCCGCGGCGUCGUGGUCACCAUCCUGGAUGACGGGCUGGAGACCGACCAUCCGGACUUAAUCAACAAUUAUGACCGGAUGGCAUCAUACGACGUGAACUCGCACGACCCGGACCCGCAGCCGCGGUACGACAUGAUCGACUCAAACCGCCACGGCACGCGGUGCGCGGGCGAGGUGGCUGCAACUGCUAAUAACUCUCUAUGCGCGGUUGGCGUCGCGUUCGGAGCUAGCGUUGGAGGUGUGCGGAUGCUAGACGGUGACGUGACGGACGCAGUAGAAGCGCGCUCGCUCAGCCUCAACCCACAGCACGUGGACAUCUACAGCGCGUCCUGGGGACCCGACGACGACGGCAAAACAGUCGACGGGCCUGGAGAACUGGCCCAUCGGGCGUUCCUCGAGGGAGUUACUAAGGGUCGCAGCGGGAAAGGUUCCAUCUUCGUGUGGGCCUCCGGCAACGGCGGGCGCGAACACGACAACUGCAACUGCGAUGGCUACACCAACUCCAUUUGGACUCUUUCCAUCUCUUCCGCGACAGAGCGAGGGGAGGUGCCAUGGUACUCUGAGAUGUGCAGUUCUACGCUGGCUGCCACGUAUAGUAGUGGCGCGCUAAAUGAAAAACAGGUAGUAACAACGGACUUGCACCAUUCAUGUACCGCGGGCCACACGGGCACGUCGGCGUCCGCGCCGCUCGCGGCCGGCAUCUGCGCGCUCGCGCUCCAAGCUAACCGCGAACUAACGUGGAGGGAUAUGCAGCAUAUCGUGGUUCGGACGGCGCGUCCAGAGCGUCUGAGCACCGGCGGCGAGUGGCGAGUCAACGGCGUUGGUAGAAACGUGUCACACUCUUUCGGCUACGGGCUGCUGGACGCUGCGGGCAUGGUCCAAAUGGCGCGUAGCUGGAGGUCCGUGCCGCCGCAGCGGACCUGUGAGCUUGUCGCGCCCAAACCGCAGCGUGCGGUGCCGCCUCGCUCCAGCGUGACGCUACAGUUGGACGUGAACGCGUGUCCAGGGGUGAACUACUUGGAGCACGUGCAGGCGAAGGUUUCCCUCUCCGCGGCCCGGAGGGGGGACCUGAAGAUCACUCUUACGUCGCCAGCUGGGACUGAGGUCACGUUACUUGCGCCGAGGGCUCACGACUCGUCCCGCGCCGGGUUCACAUCAUGGCCGUUCAUGUCAGUUCACAUGUGGGGCGAGAACCCAAUCGGUGUCUGGCAACUCGAGGUUUCCAACGAGGGACGUUAUAUGGGCAGAGCGACGUUACAAGACUGGUCAUUAAUUUUAUACGGCACGACUCAGCCCGCAACCAAAAACGAUCCAAUACCCUUCCGGAACCCUUUAGUGCGCAAAAAGAGCAACGCCACUCGACCCGUAGUGGUCCAAACAAAGAAAAACAACAGAGGGAAACCUGUCCCUGUACUUCCUACUUAUACGGUUGGAGUAGUGAAAGGGAAGAGGAAAAAGAAUAAGAACUCCAAGAACUCUAAUAGGAAUUCGCAGAAGGCUAAACAGAUUCGACCGGCGACGCAGUCAGCUGCGGACAGUUCCACAACGCGAACGGCGACGUCUUCAGCGCCAGAUUUGAGUUUAAACCUGCAAGGGGAUUUAGGAGAUCCGCUGGCGGAUGCCAGAGGGCGCAAGAUGACGAGUCUGUUCGAGCACAAUCCAAAAAUCCAGCUGAUUUAUCCGGCGUCACUGCAAGCUAACGCGGGCCCGCUCUCCCAGUGGGAGCUGAUCUUCUACGGCACGGAGACGCCGGCCCAAGAAGACGAUGUGUCCCUGGACGCGCAGAAGGCUGGGACCUGGAACGCGAGGGACCCUGAGCCGGUGGACGAGGUCCGCCAGAAUGAUAUAGAGUUCCCGCCGGCUUGGCAUGACUCGCAUUCGAUCCGCGAGGAAGCACCCUCAGACGCGCGCGCCGACGGCGCGGACGCGCUGCGCUCGGGAUGCGCUGCGCGCGCGCCGCCCCCCUCGCACCGCUGCCUAGAAUGCGCGAAGGGUUUGCACUUGUACGAGGGGCGGUGCUUCACGCGCUGUCCGCCCGGGACGUACGCCAGCGAGUUACUGCAGGAGCGGAGCUCAAGACGACGUAACCUCACUUAUUUCGAGACGCCCCAGCUCAGAAAAAGACAAGGCACUGACGCUCCUGCAGCUUUGGAAGCUGCCGAUAUGGAAGCUCUUGAUACAACCGCCAAGUCUCCUUUAGUCUGCCUGCCAUGUCACUACACUUGUGCGACGUGCUCGGGCCCGCACAAUAGCCAAUGCCUGUCGUGUUUAGAUGACGCUCGCCUUUUCAACAUGUCGGAUGUGGAGCCGCGACUAUAUUGUUACCCCAAUACUGUUCUACCGCAAAUCGAUAAUGCGAACUGGCACUACAGACUAAACAUUGCACUAUCUCUGGCUCUGUUUAUUAUUUGCCUCAUAUCGCUAUACUUUUUGACUGUCUGUCUUAUAAAAAAAUGCGGCGCAUAUUGUUGUAGUAGUCACUAUUCAUCUAACUUGGUUAACUCCAAUAUUUCAUAUAAUAAACUCGCCGUGGACGAGACUCAGCAAAAUGAAGCGGAGAUAGAAGAUGAAAUUCUACAAGCCAUAAAAUAUACCAGUGACAGUGAUUCUGAGGAUAAUUUGAAUUUAUAGCGUCUAGCGAUAUUCCGUUCUGAGUAUUAUGAAUUAGUCGAACAACUGAGUGGUAGCGAGUAGCAAAAAGUGAGAGCGCUUUCAGACUAGCAUGUUUUCUGCGAGUAAAAACGCAAAUGUGCGCAAUUAUAUUGGCGCGUGUCUUCAUUCGUAAGCGUUUUUCAUUGUAAGCAAAAAGCUUGCAGCCUGCCCUAUUUUAGACACUGAUCGGAAGCUUUUUUCGUUGUUUGAUAUUGGUACCUACGCUACGCGCAUAUAAUAUUUAGUCUGUAAGCGCUCUAAGAGAAUAAGAAACGAGUGCAGGGCAAAAAUGUGAUAUUCCUGAAACAAAUGUCACAAGUUUAAUGUAAGUAUGCACAACGACUGUAAAAAUGACAAAAAAUUAGGACGGUACAAAAUGUUAGUGUUAAUUAUUCGUCCAAAGAGAUUUUUAAAACUUCUUUCCUUUAUUUGAUUCAAAUACUACGAAAUUCUACGGAGAUUUUGGAAUGAAGCUGGUACGUGACUUGACGCAAGGUACGCGGUUUUAGAAAAGCUGUAGGUAUAAAGUAGGUAUAGGUAUAAUUAUAUUUGUGAUUAUCCUUUUUCACUGGGAUUUUAGACCCCGAGCCAAGUACAAACUUUAUUACGAUUUACGUGUCAUUUUUCCUCGUAAAGUGGUAAUUUGAUAAAUUCUCAAUUGGGGGAUAAUGAGUUUUGUUUUCCUUUCUAUUUGUUUCUCAUCUACCAACGGAGCGGUAGCUGACGUUCUCCCUUCCCGGUGACGGUGAGGCUUCUCCCUUAACAAUUUUACCAGUUAUAAACUGACUACUGACUGGAACUUGAUAUUAAAAAUCUGUUGCUGGCUCGCGGUCCAUUAGGUCGACUACUUUGGAACCUUUAAGGAUUACCUACUCACUACUUUGCAAAGAUUAUCCGGCGUUAACGUUAACUUUUAUUUCUAAGUAGCUUUAAAACCCAUUUUCUGGACCCUGGUCGACUUACUAGAAACUUAUUCCAUCUUAGUGUACUUUACGUAAAUAGUUUUAAAUCUUUGCAAAAAUUAGUUAGGGUAAGUAAAACCAGGGUCUUUUUCUUUUAUAUUUUCAUUCCUUGGUCUUAAGAGGUGAUCACAGUUAUUUUUGUUGGAUGCUACAAAUUAAUAGUUUUCUUAGAUCUAGUGUAUUUAGGUAAGUAGGUAAUAAAUUUAGGUGUAACUUUAGAUACUUUUAUAGUGAACUUGCAUAAUAUGUCAAAUGAAACAAAGCGAUUCAAUGAUUUUAAACUACAUCGUGGGCAACAAUAACUCGUCAAUCUUUAUCCACGUAUUCUACGAUGUACGAUGUUUGAGUUAAGUAUGAUAUACAUUAAUCAGCAUAAAUUCUGCUAUUUUAGGUUAUUUUCUGGACAAAAAGUAUCAAUAAUUCCGUUAUUUGUUUUCUUUUAUCAAUGUCGUCUCCUGACAGUCAUACAAUUAGGCAACUGACAUUAAACUGACAUUAAUUGACAGAAAACUAGUUAUUAGGAACAUGUUAGGAACUUAGAAAGUUUAUGACAUGUAUAGUGUGUUGCGAAAUUGCAUGGAGAAAUUAUGAAUUCAUUGAUAAAUUCGCCAUGCACUUUUACGGCUGACGGUAUGUAUGUACCUACUUUAAUCUUUUGCUCUGCCAAGUCACUGUACUAUUUUCGCGUAGGUACCUAAGUUAAUUUUUAUUAUAUUAGCGUCUAAAGUAUGACUGGUUAUUUGGUCCCACUGUGUAGUUGUAGUAGGUAAUUUGAGAUUCUGGCUGUGAUCCGCUCUUAAAUAAAUGCGACCAAACGUAGCAAUAAUUCGUAAAGCAUAAUAUUACUUAAGGUAAAUUUGCUCAAGUUGCCAUUUUAUGUGUAGCUGUAGAGUAAGCUUGAUUGAUGUAAAUAUGUGCUACAUAUGUAAAUAAACGAGUUCCUAUUUUUA